AUGGUGCCUUAUACCCUGGCAGCCAACGGUCGGGUGUUCUCUCAUCACGCCGAUGUUGAGCUUGUAGAUGUUUUACGCACGGACUUUGGUGACUUGGCUACCCCAGAGUUGUUGGAGCUUGAACCGACUGAGUUAGUUAAGGCGAUGGAUGACAAGGCCCAGUUGGCCCAAGCGCGAGCCGCUAAUAAGUGGCGAGCGGACGUACCCAUGUUCAACGUAGGACGUGUAGUCAUGUUCCGUCCUGCGAAGACCCCACACAAGUCCCAAGCGGAACGUAUGGGUCUGGCGGAUGUGGUGGCGUUGGAUCCGCCGGUAUAUCAUAUCGUACGAAUGAUAUUGCCCAUAUGCGGGCGUAUUGUAUACCGAUUGAUGAGCCGGGGCGUGGGAAUGUCACAACGUUGUCUCUCGGGCACAGUCUAUACCAAAUGGCUUAUGUACGAAAGCCCAUUUAAGGACGCAGAUGGCAAGGAGCGACAGGAGGUAGUUCAGACUUUUACAGCCUGUGCUGAUGCAGCUCCCUAUCAGAAUGGCAUCAAUACGGGCAUUAAUACGUAUUGGCAUCGCUGGGUUGCGCUCACCCAUAUUCAUCAACAUGAGCGUAAGGAAUCCUUUGAGGAGAGAGAUGCGGAGCUGGUAGCUCAGCAUAUUGUUAUGUUUCAGAGUUCUAAACCAAGUGCAUCACAGCCCAGUUGGGCGUCUGCAUCAGUUGAUGAAACCAACGGAGCAGGAAAUGCUUAUACCCGCCGUUACCGGAUACCGGAUACAACACAUUCGGAUCUAAAAACCAGCAAAGAAUCUGAAGAUUCGUCUGAAAUCUUGUUUCUACCUCAUGCUAAAGCUUCAAAAGCAAAAGCAAAAUCUGCUAAAGCUGUAUCAGCGAAAAAGAAAAAAGCUACUAAGACCGAUGCUAAGAAAGCACAGUCGAAAUAG
Messenger RNA from Sphaeroforma arctica JP610, 930 nucleotides. RefSeq lists its product as hypothetical. Bases 1 to 930 code for a protein of 309 amino acids. The transcript is spliced from 2 exons. Lineage: Eukaryota; Ichthyosporea; Ichthyophonida. The record is from RefSeq and is a predicted model, not a curated record.